Molecule: messenger RNA, 502 nt
Organism: Durusdinium trenchii
Lineage: Eukaryota; Dinophyceae; Suessiales; Symbiodiniaceae
Source: the annotation of a GenBank genome assembly
AUGCAGCGCGUCUCGUUGAAGUCCUUUGUGUAUGAUCCCCACUCGCUCCGGGGCACAUGCUGGAGGAGCAAGACGACUGCGCGGGGCCAGCCUUUCGGUCUCGUGUCCAGUGGCCUCAUGAGUGAGGGAUCGUUCACUUGGGUCUUAAAAUUCUUGUGGACCAUGGACCAAAUCUUGACCCGUCUUCACCUGGAUGACCUAGAUUUUGUACUUCCAGCAUUCCGAGAUGACCUGCUGGUCGUGCCGCUUGAGCCAAUGUCGUACGCCUCAGCGUUGCAGCACCUCCGAAAGUUCAUUCAUGACAUCACAGGUCGUCAGCGCAUCAAUCCAUGUAUCAGUGCGCAGCUCAUUGCUGAAAAUUGGACGGCAGAAACUUUCGCAUUUUGCGUGAGCAGCAUUGAGGAGUUCUCCCCAGCUUUUUUCAGUGAACUCGUCCCCGGCGAGGAAGUAGGAGCCCUGCAGAGGGCCUUCACUCGCAGCCCGAUUGGAGCCGACCUUCGAG